AUGGGCGGACCAGACAACACCAUCACAUCGAGGCAGUCUCUCACCUUGGACCUCCCUCCAAGCUGCAUAGAGUUCUGCCUCUCACAUCCGGCAUAUUUCGUUGUCGGUACUUACAACCUUGUCAAAGACGAGCCGCGUGAUACGGAGUCGGAAGACACAAACGUGUCAACCACGAAAAAGCCUCAGAAUCGCAAUGGCAGUCUGAUUGUCUUUCAACUAGAGAAGGGAGCCAUACGUCAUGUCCAAACCAUCUCCCAUCCCUCAGCGAUCUUGGAUCUUCACUUCUGCCCUGUGUCAAGCAGACAAGAUGUCCUGGCUGUGGUUUCCAGCACUGGAACGCUAUCUGUCUUCAAGCUGGAUCCGACUACGGAUUCAGAGAAGCCUCUGAAGCAUUUGGCGACGAGUCGAAUUCCCGAAACUCCUGAAGGUGCGCUUUUCCUUUCAGGUGUCUGGAGCCCGAGCGACCCCGCUUCGCUUGCCAUCACGACUUCGACGGGCGAGGUGCGUGUCGUGCAGCUUGAUGAGUCGUGGAAGAUUGUCGAUGAUGGCGCGGAAGCUAUCAUCACGCAUUCUCUGGAGGCCUGGACAGUGGCCUUUUCCCCUCACGAAGAGGACAAGGGCCAGGCAGACAGUACUUCCUCCUUCGUCGUCUACUCGGGCGGAGACGACUCUGCUCUGCGCUACGCAUCCUGCACGAAGGACAAGGCUGGGAACCAUGAAACAAUCUCAACUGUGACCACACAGUAUCCCCCUCUGAACAUCAGGGACCACGGUGCCGGAGUGACUGCCAUUUUACCAGUCCCGAUCAGACUAGCAGACGGCUCGAUGAUUGUGGUAACGGGAAGCUACGACGACACGAUACGGGUUCUCUCCGUCCAGCAUCCGCACGAGACGUACGGCAUUCGCAAGUUUAAGAGGCUAGCGGACGAGAACCUGGGUGGUGGAGUGUGGAGGCUCAAGUUAAUCGACCUUCAAGAGGAGGAUGGCCAGUGCCGCUUAAGAGUCCUGGCAUCAUGCAUGCACGCAGGCGCAAGAGUCGUCGAGCUCAAGGGACCAAUUGAAGGCGGCGAGUGGGAAAUCAACGUUCUGGGCCGGUUCGAAGAACAUCAGAGCAUGAACUACGGCAGCGAUUUGGUGCCGGGCCCUGCAGAGGGUCACCUGGUGUGUGUGUCGACAAGUUUUUACGACCAGCUGUUGUGUUUAUGGGAAACUCCGCUAUCAUGA
This is a messenger RNA of Colletotrichum karsti, 1224 nucleotides long. RefSeq names its product WD-40 repeat-containing protein. The transcript is spliced from 2 exons. The record is from RefSeq and is a predicted model, not a curated record. Gene Ontology annotation, molecular function: protein binding. NCBI's taxonomy places the organism in Eukaryota, Fungi, Ascomycota, Sordariomycetes, Glomerellales, Glomerellaceae. Bases 1 to 1224 code for a protein of 407 amino acids.